Messenger RNA from Drosophila navojoa, 6690 nucleotides. It is a transcript of the gene PolZ1, whose product is annotated as DNA polymerase zeta catalytic subunit. Gene Ontology annotation, molecular function: DNA binding; nucleotide binding; DNA-directed DNA polymerase activity. Gene Ontology annotation, biological process: double-strand break repair via homologous recombination; translesion synthesis. Gene Ontology annotation, cellular component: zeta DNA polymerase complex; nucleus. The record is from RefSeq and is a predicted model, not a curated record. Lineage: Eukaryota; Metazoa; Arthropoda; Insecta; Diptera; Drosophilidae.
UGAGUGAGUUGCUGCAGUUUUAAUGAUUUCCGCCGGCAUAUAUGCUGAAAGACGAAUAAAAAAUGUCGGACAUGGACGGCAUUUAUUCGGUGCGGCUGGUGAUUGCCGAUUUUUAUAUGGAAAAGCCGGUGUUUGGUCUCGAUCCGUGUUACUCGGAGCUGCGCGGCAAGGAAAUUAAGCGCGUGCCCAUUGUGCGCGUAUUUGGCGCGAAUGCCAAUGGCCAGAAAUGUUGCAUGCAUGUGCAUGGUGUGUUUCCCUACUUUUACAUACCCUACGAUAAGCGGGACUUUGAAACUGUGGAACGGGGCAUAUUGCAAAUAGCGAUGCAUUUGGACAAGGCCAUCAAUAUAUCCCUGGGACAGGGCAGCUCCAAUGCGCAGCAUGUUUUUAAAAUACAAUUGGUUAAGGGAAUUCCCUUCUAUGGCUACCAUCGCGCGGAGCAUCAGUUUUUCAAGAUUUUCAUGUUCAAUCCCCGCUUUGUGAGACGCGCUGCUAAUUUAUUGCAAAGCGGCGCAAUAUUGAGCCGAAAUUUCAAUCCACACGAAUCGCAUGUACCCUACAUUCUACAAUUCAUGAUCGAUUACAAUUUGUAUGGCAUGAGUUACUUGCAUGUGCCGCUUGAGGUUGUCAAAUUUCGUCGGCAAACAGAGGAAGAUGUUGUGGCCUAUGCGAAUGUGAAGCCCCAGCAGCUCCUGGAUCCCAGCUCUGUCAAAAAAGUCGCCUGCAGUGCUUUAGAAGUAGAUAUCAGUUCAAACUUUAUACUGAAUCGUUUUCAGUUGGUUACCAAAACGAAUUCAACGCACACGAAUCCCGGCAUUGAGGCCAUCUGGCACGAUGAGCUUGUGCGCAGACAAAAGCUGGCUGAGAGCUAUGGAGGAGAUAGCCAGAAACUAAAUGCGCUGCCUGUGCUGCAAGUGCCGCCCACGCAGGAACGUCCGCAUGUGGAAAUAGCAGAGAGCCAUAACUUUUAUCGUGCUGCUCUGGAGAGCAAGUUGCUGUCCUUGGACCAAACAGUCAGCGGCGAGCAAACUCUGGCCGAUCAAACACAGAUCAGCAAUAUAAAUAUCACGCUACAGACCAGCGCCAAGGAGCAGCGUCGUCAAUUCAAUUUGCAUAAGCUUUUGGUCAAUGCCGUUUAUCCCGAGGAAUGCAGUCAGGAGGCCCAAGACCAGUUGAUCAAUGCUUCAACUAUACAAAAUCAUCUAUCGGGCAGCGGAAGUGUGCCCAGUCUAGGGCAGGACGUCGAGAAUGAGGAUGAUGCUGCCUUUCUGGAUGAUACGUUAGUGGAUGAGGAACUGCAGCAACAAGCCAAUGGUCCAGUGCCACAUGAUGCUACAUUGCGGGAAGAGGAUUUGGAGCUGUUGGACGUCCUGCAACAACUGGAGGAGGAGAAUGCAAAUGAAUCGCACAUCGAUUUGGACAGUUCACUAGCGCCGCUCUCGCAACAGCACAAACAGUUCGAGCUAACGCCGGAGUUGCUGGACAAACAAACAGCUGCAGCAGCCACACAGCAGCCACUGUCCGAAGACGAGAGCGACAACUCGGAUGAAGAUAACGCAGCUGGCAAUGCGCAUGACUUUUCCGUUGCUUUGGAUGACAUCGAUGAGCUGCUGCUUAAGCUCAGCCAGAGUCAGAGUGUGCCUGGCCCAGCGACCAGUCAGGAGCGUGAAAUGCCGCAAAUCGAUGGGGCCGACGAUCAGCUGCAGCGGACGCCGACUAAAGUUAAGAGUAGAACACAACAACGGACUCCACCACGCACACCGACCACGCCCAAGGGUCGCAUAAGCAGGCAGCAGCCACGCACGCCCAAGUCUAGUGUGGCCAAGAAAUAUGCACCGUUACCUUUGACUAUAACGAGCAGAUCUGCACAGAAACAGGAGCAGGAGAAGGAGGCAGCAGCUGUUGUGCCAGUGCCAGCGAGCAGUGCCAUCAAGAAGCGUUUGAGCCAGCAGCUUGAGUCGAACGUCCAGAGUCCAGCUAUAUCGCUGCGCAAGAAGGUGGCCAUGUCCGAGCUGCGCCGAAAGACCAUUUCAGCAGACUCUUUCGUAGAACUGAAAGCUCAACGGGAUGAUUCAACUCCUCCACGUCGCAGCACGCGCCGCAGCACUCGUAAUUUGGACAAAACGCACAUUACGUGCUAUCUGACGCCGCGCCAGAAAAGCACACGCAUUUCUGAAGUCUUUGCAACAGAGGAAUCACUGAUGGAGCAGAAGCAACCACGUCGCAGUAGACGCAAGCAAGCUAAACAAGCUGAAGAGGAUCAAACGACUCCUAAGGCAAAAAUCAAUUUGAAAAAGAUUAGCCCGGUUGCAGACUCUCCUGCUGCCACUAGCGAUGAUGAGGCUAUUGUAUCUGAUACGGAGAGCGACAGAUCUGUGGCCAGACCCAAUCUAAGACGAUUACGAAGGAGUUUUCGCGAAUCAUUGCUGGCCAAACGAGUGACACCGCAGAGUAAAAUAACAAACUGUCAGUCAUCAGACACACCAGAGAGUGGAAGGAGUAAAAGUCCGGAAAGUCCAAUGGCUCAAAAUGUAAGGAUUCAUACUAGAGUCAGUGCAGCUGCAGAGACGCCACUGUGUCGAACUGCAACAAGUCCAACACCAGCGAAUACAAAGAAUCAAGCAUCAAGUCCAACGCCAAAGAGUUCUAAGAGUCCAGCUGCAUCGAGUUCCAUGCCAGAGAAUCAAAAGGCAUCAAGUCAGACUUUGUCAAAUCCAAUGCCAGAUAGCUCUAGCAGUCCAGCUACAGCAAGUACAACGCCAGAAAGGUCUAGGAGUCGAGCUGCAUCCAGUUCUCGUCGAAUUCGAGAGACUCCACUGGGUCAAAUUGUAGCAAGUCCAAUGCCAGAAGGAGCAAGUCCAGCGCCGGAGAGUAGCAGUAGUCGAGCUGCAGGCUCAAGUGCUAAAAGUCAAAUCUUGGCAAGUCCAAUGCCAGUGAGAUCGAUGAAUACAUUAAGUCAAUUAUCAACACCUGUGACUCCUAAACAAGCUUUAAAAGUUGGCGCAGCAGAUGAAACGGCAAGGGAAGCCGUUGACACUCCAGAAUGUAGUCCACGAAGUACAGAUAACAAUACGCCCGAGCUGAUGAAGAGUUUCUACGAGCACUCGUUGAUCAUAAACAGCCCAUCCGUAUUCAGCGAUGACAUCGACAGUCCACAGUCGUCGGCACAAAUUAAGCUGGAGGCCAAGGCCAAUGAAACUUCAACAAACCCGGCAGAUCCCAACGCAUUUGUGAUAACUCCCUUGGAGCUGCCGCCCAGCUAUGAGGAGGUGUUGCACAGCUGCCGCAAAUUGGAUAUACCCGAGUAUGUGUUCCAGCAGCCCUUCUAUAGCAAUCCUGCGGAUGUUAACAAAAUGACCGAGGUGGGCUUUUUGGUGCUGCGCAUACCGGGCAACAAGCUCAAUGAUCUGGAGCCCUUUGAAAGCAGCGUUCUGCGCAGCAAUCAAGGUCUGUAUGCCUGGCGAAGGAGGCAGCUGGUGUCGAUUGGAGGACCGGCCAUAUUGCAGCGCUAUCGCAAUGAGCAGCAGGUGCGUGAGUACUUCAGCAGCGAACAGCGGCUGAUCAUGGAGCCCGCAAUGAGUCCGCCCAGCAGGCAGGAUGCCAAGCUGUGGCUGAAGGCAAGGGAACUGCACAAGCAGCGUCAAGGCGAGAAGGAGGAGCUGCGGCCUGCGGGCAAUGAUGUGGACAGCCCCAUCAAAAUCAAGCGUCAGAAAAUAACCAUGAUGCUAAAUGAAGUUGAUGCUGGGGAUGGAGCCAGUGGUGAUGAGGAUGGCGACCUAAAUUGUAGUGGGCUAACGCUGACGCCCAUGUCACAGACGCCACAGCACAGUGGCGCAGCCAAGACGCAGGCCAAGGGCACGCCACUAAGCAGCAAGAUGCGCUCCAAGCGUGCCACAAAACUUCAGUUUGGAGCCGCACAGGAGGAGGAGCCGAGCAGCAGUCAAUCGAGCGAGAAGAGCGUGAGCAGCAAUGCUGCCCUGGAGGCACUGGAACGCAGCUCAUUCGUUAGGAGCAUCAGCAGCGGACGCAACAGUCAUGAGCUGAGCUUCGGUCUCACCAAUGCCACGCUGGACAAUACCUUUGGCUUCAAGGUAAAUCUGGAGAACCUGCAGCAAGCCAAAGCGGACAUAGAGUGCAACUAUUUGACCACCAUGACACUGGAGCUGUUUGUGCCGACGCGUGGUGAACUGCUGCCGGAUCCGCAGCACGAUGAGAUACGCUGCCUGUUCUACGCCAUCGAGCACAGUUUGCCGGAGCAGUCACAGUCGCUGCCGAGCAAAGCGUGCGGCUAUAUUAUUGUCAGCGAUGCUCAGGACAUCUUAAGUGAGGGACGUCAUCAUGGCCUCGAUGCGGACAUUGAGCUGCAGGUGGUGCAGAGCGAGGCACAGGCAUUUGAAGCGCUGCUGGCGCUCUGCACACGCUGGGAUGCGGACAUCUAUGCCGGCUACGAGAUCGAAAUGAGCUCCUGGGGCUAUGUGAUUGAGCGUGCCAAACAUUUGUGCUUCAAUAUUGCGCCACUGCUGUCGCGUGUGCCCACGCAGAAGGUGCGCGACUUUGUGGACGAAGACCGCGAAUCGUUUACAGAUCUCGAUGUGGAGAUGAAGCUCUGUGGCCGGAUUCUCUUAGAUGUUUGGCGUCUAAUGCGCUCCGAGAUAGCGCUCACCUCGUACAGCUUUGAGAACGUGAUGUAUCACAUCCUGCACAAGCGUUGUCCCUGGCACAGUCCGCGUGCCCUGAGCGAUUGGUUCGCCUCGCCCUGCACCCGCUGGAUUGUGCUGGAGUACUAUUUGGAGCGGGUGAGGGGCACCUUGGCGCUGCUCGACCAGCUGGAUCUGCUGGGCCGCACGAGUGAGAUGGCCAAAUUGAUUGGCAUACAGUUCUACGAGGUGCUCUCGCGUGGCUCGCAGUUUCGGGUGGAGAGCAUGAUGUUGCGCAUUGCCAAGCCAAAGAAUUUGGUGCCGCUUUCGCCCAGUGUGCAGCAGCGCGCCCACAUGCGUGCCCCCGAGUAUUUGGCACUCAUUAUGGAGCCGGAGUCUCGAUUCUAUGCUGAUCCGCUCAUUGUGCUGGACUUUCAGAGUCUGUAUCCUAGUAUGAUUAUCGCCUACAACUAUUGUUUCUCGACGUGCCUGGGCCGUGUGGAGCAUCUGGGCAGCAGCAGCCCGUUCGAAUUUGGUGCCUCGAUGUUGCGUGUCUCACGGCAGUUGCUGCAGCAGCUCCUCGAACGGGAUCUGGUUACCAUUUCGCCGUGUGGCGUGGUCUUCGUUAAGCGGGAGGUGCGCGAGGGCAUCUUGCCGCGCAUGCUGAGCGAGAUUCUGGACACGCGUCUCAUGGUGAAGCAAUCGAUGAAGCUGCAUCGUGACAGCUCCGCAUUGCAGCGUGUGCUGCACUCCCGACAGUUGGGCCUGAAGCUGAUGGCAAACGUCACCUAUGGCUAUACGGCGGCCAAUUUCAGUGGGCGCAUGCCCGCCGUCGAGGUGGGCGAUUCGGUAGUGUCCAAGGGCCGAGAGACCUUGGAGCGUGCCAUGAAAUUGGUGGAGACGAACGAGAAGUGGAACGUGCGUGUUGUGUAUGGCGAUACGGAUUCCAUGUUCGUUCUCGUGCCCGGACGCAAUCGAGCUGAGGCCUUUCGCAUAGGCGAGGAAAUCGCAGAAGCAGUAACCGAAAUAAAUCCCCAACCGGUUAAGCUGAAGCUGGAGAAGGUCUAUCAGCCGUGCCUGCUGCAGACGAAGAAGCGCUAUGUGGGCUACAUGUAUGAGACGCCCGAGCAAGAGCAGCCCGUCUACGAGGCGAAAGGCAUUGAAACGGUGCGGCGAGACGGCUGUCCAGCCGUGGCCAAAAUGCUGGAGAAGGUGCUGCGGCUGCUCUUCGAAACGGCGGACGUCAGUCAAAUCAAACAGUACGUGUGCCGGCAAUUCACCAAGCUACUCUCCGGUCGUGCCAAUCUGCAGGAUUUGAUCUUUGCCAAGGAGUUUCGAGGUCUAAAUGGCUAUAAGCCCACCGCUUGUGUGCCGGCACUGGAGCUGACGCGCAAAUGGAUGCUAAAGGAUCCUCGACGCGUGCCACGCCGUGGCGAACGUGUGCCCUUCUGCAUCAUCAAUGGUCCGCCGGGUGUGCAGCUCAUACGUCUGGUGCGUCAUCCACACGAGAUACUGGCCAACGAGGGCUACAAAAUCAACGCGAUUUACUAUAUAACCAAGGCCAUUAUACCUCCACUGAAUCGUUGCCUGCUGCUCAUAGGAGCCGAUGUGAAUGACUGGUUCAGCAACUUGCCACGGAAACUGCUGAUGACACCCGCCCUGUCGGCAGCUGGUGAGCUGUUGAAUCGCGGCAAUGCCAAGUCCACCAUAUCCCAAUACUUCUCAACGACCAACUGCAUCAUCGAGUGCGGCCGCCAGACCAAAGAGGGCAUCUGUUCGGAGUGUGCGCGCAUGCCGACCAAGUGCAUUGUCACGCUCCAGGCGAAGCUGGCGCAGCUGGACCGUGGCUACAGACUGACGCAGCAGAUAUGCCAGGCCUGUUGUGGCAGAGUGGGUGAUCUGCAGUGCGGCUCACUAGAUUGUCCGGUGCUCUAUGUGCUGGAAGUGAAACGUCGAGAGCUGCAGCAGGUGCCAUUUAUACGUAAACAGCUGGAGGAGCGUUUUAAAUAGCUUAAGUUAACUUUGUAAUUAUGUAUAUAUUCUGUUGAGUUUU